CUCUCUGUGCACCAUAAAUAGAGGACUCUUCCCCUUUCCAGGCACAACCAAACUCAUCCAUCUUCUCCUCACGUUUUCCUUUCAGUACUGUGCACCUUUUUCUGCAAUUGCUUGAGUAGAAAGUUGCAAUGGCUGCUGCCUUUAAGUUUCCUGCCGCUGGACAUGCAACUUCCAUUUUCUUCUUCCUGAUCGCUGUGGUUGCUUUUUCUCCAACCGGCUCUUAUGGCGACGCUGGAUGGCAGAGUGGCCAUGCCACCUUCUACGGAGGUGGUGAUGCAUCUGGCACCAUGGGAGGAGCUUGUGGCUAUGGCAACUUGUACAGCCAGGGCUAUGGCACACUUACUGCUGCACUAAGCACUGCUCUGUUCAAUGAUGGCCUCAGCUGUGGGUCCUGCUACGAGAUGAGGUGUGACGACGAUCCCAAGUGGUGCAGGCCAGGCACUAUUACUGUCACUGCCACCAACUUCUGUCCACCCAACUUCGCCUUGCCUAACAACAAUGGAGGAUGGUGCAACCCUCCCCUGCAACACUUCGACAUGGCUGAGCCUGCUUUCCUGCAGAUCGCCGAGUACAGGGCCGGAAUCGUGCCAGUAGCAUUCAGAAGGGUUCCAUGCGUGAAGAAAGGAGGAAUAAGGUUCACCAUCAAUGGCCACUCCUACUUCAACCUGGUGCUCAUCACCAACGUUGCUGGAGCAGGGGACAUCCACGCUGUGUCCAUAAAAGGGUCUAGAACAGGGUGGCAGCCCAUGUCUAGGAAUUGGGGCCAGAACUGGCAGAGCAACUCGUACCUCAACGGCCAGUCCCUAUCCUUUCAGGUCACCACUAGCGACGGCAAGACUGUCACCAGCUACAAUGUCGCGCCUGCUAAUUGGCAAUUUGGUCAGACGUUUGAGGGCGGUCAGUUCUAGAGAGAGAAAAGAUAAACAUUUACUUGUUCUUUUUAUUAUCUGGAACAAGGGAAGAAGAAGGAUCAUGGAAUUAGGGGCCAUGUACGCUGAGGUUGCUUCCUCGCACCCGCAAGGCCACGGUAUAAAGCUCUGUAAAAAAUAUACAUAGUUUCUUGGAUGGUAGUAAAAAUUGCCCCUUGAUGAAGAAGGCGCAAAUGGCAGUUAGGAGUUUGUAUAAGUACUGGAGCGAUUAAUUGGUCUGUGUCAUGAGACACUUGUAUUAGUUACAUGUAAACUCGUGCAUUAUGAGAUAUGGUGAAGACAUUGACGUUUAUUAAAAGCUGUUCUUUCUUGGCAUUGCA
Nymphaea colorata (pocket water lily) is the source of this 1249-nucleotide messenger RNA. RefSeq names its product expansin-A4-like. Gene Ontology annotation, cellular component: extracellular region. The record is from RefSeq and is a predicted model, not a curated record. The transcript has 3 exons. Gene Ontology annotation, biological process: plant-type cell wall organization. NCBI's taxonomy places the organism in Eukaryota, Viridiplantae, Streptophyta, Magnoliopsida, Nymphaeales, Nymphaeaceae. The coding region runs from base 129 to 908 and encodes 259 amino acids.